Messenger RNA from Manis javanica (Malayan pangolin), 756 nucleotides. Lineage: Eukaryota; Metazoa; Chordata; Mammalia; Pholidota; Manidae. The record is from RefSeq and is a predicted model, not a curated record.
AUGAUUAGGCCUUCCAAACCUGACUAUUUUGAAUACUUUGGCAGAAUUUAUGGAAUUCUAUUGUAUAAAGAAUUUGUCCAGUACUAGGAUGACAUAAAAGCAUUUGAGGCAAGAGCAGAUGACCUUGUCAUUGCCACCUAUCCCAAAUCUGGCACGACCUGGCUUAGUGAAAUUGUAUACAUGAUCUAUAAAGAGGGUGACGUGGAAAAGUGCAAAGAAGAUGUCAUUUUUAAUCAAAUACCUUACCUGGAAUGCAGAAAAGAAGAGUUGAUGAAUGGAAUAAAACAUUUAAAACACAUGGCUUCUCCUAGAAGAGUGAAGACUCAUCUGCCACCUGAACUUCUCCCAUCCUCAUUGUGGGAAAAAAACUGUGAGGCAGCCAGCUCCAAAAAGAAUGAUACAUGUAACUCCAAAAUCUAUGCUCCAAAUUCUGAAGAUUCUAAUGUUUCUUAUUUGUUUACUUUUAUUAUAAAAGCCAUGCAUCCUAACUUCUUAGUGCCAGAACUUGCAAGAAAUCAGAGGAGAGUGAUAAAAUUGAUGCAGUUCCUAGGAAGGAAGCCAUCAGAGAAGUUUGGAGACAAGAUUAUACAACUUGCUUCAUUCCAGAUGAAGAAUGAUCCAUCUACCAGUUAGACAGCACUGCCAGAUGAAAUCAUGAACCAAAAAGUAUUUCCUUUCUUCAGAAAAGCUAAAAUAAGAAAAGAUAAAAAUUAGGAUCAGAAAUAAAUGAAACUGAAUACAGGAAAGCAAAAGACA